UUGCUUGCACUUCUUUAUACAGCAAAGGAGUCAAUAUAUUUGUAGAGCAGUGGCAUUCUGUCACUUACGAGAUACAGAAUAGGUUUCUACAUCCAACAACCAAAAUCAGUUUAAGUUGCAGCAUGGAUCCACAGUCAAAAAUACUGCUCUGCUGGAUUUGCCUUCAAGUGAUCUUUGCCUCUGCUUUUUCGGAUGUGUGGAAGGCAGAAGUUGUCUCUCCAGUGGAGGCGCUGGUCUCCUCUUGUGUCGUGUUGCCCUGUAAAUUUAAUUACCCUGGCCUUCAACGUCCUGACUCUCGGCUGAAGGGAAUCUGGCACAAAGAUCCAAACAAAAAUGAGCGUAUCUAUGAUGAAGAUCCUUUCUUGAUUGAGGAUAACUUCAAGGGGCGCACAAAGCUAAUUGGCCGACUGGGUGAGAAAAACUGCUCGUUGGAGAUAGACGAAGUGAGAGACCACGACGACGGCCCGUUCUGUUUCAGAGCUGAAAUCACAAAUAUAGAGAAAUUCUCUUUUGUGGAGAAGUGUGUGACCAUCAAUAUGAAGCCCGAACCUGACAAACCAAAUCUGGAUCAUGAAGAAUCCUUCACAGAGGGAACACCUGCUGUCUUUAAGUGUUACGUCAGACACACCUGUCCCACACACCACCCAACUAUUGAAUGGAAUCGUCAAGAUGCUAAACCUCGUUUGUCCUAUAAGGACAAUGGCUUUGGAGUUUGGGAGGUGGAGUCCCUCCUGAUCGUCCCUGCCACAGAGAAGGACAAUCACACUGACAUCACCUGCACUGUCACUUUCCACGGCAACAAGAAAUCUGCAGUCACUCACAAGAUAGAGAUAGAUAUAUUGGCUAAGCAAAUAAUUAAGCGGGUAAUAGUUUUUAUUGUGUGUGAUUUCAUUACUUAUAUUUCUUAUCUAUCUAUGCUAUGCUUCAUUCUAACAGUAAUGUUUUCAAAAAUGAUGGGAAGCUAUUACAUACCAGGAUUAUACACUUAGAUAUGGAUAAAUGCUUGUAGUAAGUAGCCUCAGUCAUCUGUCAUGAACUAUACAAUAUAAAUACUUUUUUUAAGAGGCAGGCUUAAUGUUUUUGGUAUGUUCGGUGUAAGGCUAGGAAUAGAUUUAAAAAGAACACGUAUGUACAUACAAUUUAAAUACACACAAACAAUUUAAACACACACACACACACACACACA
Pangasianodon hypophthalmus (striped catfish) is the source of this 1186-nucleotide messenger RNA. Its product is annotated as myelin-associated glycoprotein-like. The transcript is spliced from 4 exons. Bases 123 to 989 code for a protein of 288 amino acids. Lineage: Eukaryota; Metazoa; Chordata; Actinopteri; Siluriformes; Pangasiidae. The record is from RefSeq and is a predicted model, not a curated record.